This is a messenger RNA of Hippocampus zosterae (dwarf seahorse), 3346 nucleotides long. It is a transcript of the gene cd248a, whose product is annotated as CD248 molecule, endosialin a. The record is from RefSeq and is a predicted model, not a curated record. Lineage: Eukaryota; Metazoa; Chordata; Actinopteri; Syngnathiformes; Syngnathidae. The coding region runs from base 213 to 2459 and encodes 748 amino acids. The transcript has a single exon. Gene Ontology annotation, molecular function: calcium ion binding.
UUCCAAGAACACUUUCUUUCCUCCUCUCUUCUCUUCUCCCUCCCAACCUCGCUGCGCUCUGCGUGCGCUCAACUGCACCGAUUUCAGAUGUAUCCCCGUCGGGCAGCGUGAAGUGCGUUUCCCGAAAGAAUAAAAGUUCAAAUGAAGGAAGAAAAGUUGAACUAGGCUAGAACGGGCGGCUAGAGGAAAGCAAUACGCUGCGCUGAAAAAGAAUGGGCUCCCUGCUGAGCGGCACCGCGUCCCCACUCCUGACAUCACUGCUGGCCUUCAUUUUCUGGGGAUUUUCUUGCGUCUGGACUGAGGACUUGAGGGAGCGAGACUCGUUGUGCAACGCGGACGGCUGCCUGGUGCUCUACUUCCAGCGAAAGACCUUCUUGGACUCAUGGAGGGCCUGCAAGGAGAAGGGCGGCGACUUGGCCACCCUAAAACGCCAGGUGGACGCCGCCGCCGUCCACGCUCUCUUCACCACGGUGGACUUGCGCCACUCGCGCACCAAAGUCCAAGUCUGGAUCGGGCUGCAGCGUCAACCCCGCCAGUGCACCGCCGCGCGACCCCUUCGGGGUUUCUCGUGGACGACGGGUGACCAGGACACAGAAUAUACAAACUGGCAGAGAGAGUACUCGCACGCCAUGUGCUCGGUGCCCCGCUGCGUGGUUAUGGGGUACAACACUGAGGAUCCGGGCGAAAACUUGAAAUGGCUGGAUGGCUCCUGCUCCGUGCCCGUGGAUGGUUAUCUGUGCCACUAUGCCUACAAAGGAAUGUGCCCUGCCUUGUGGAGCGAGGGCUCCGGCAACGCCUUUUACGCCACGCCGUUUGGCCUUCUCAGCACCCUUCUGACCCACGUACCCUUGGGAUCUGUGGCGACCGUGCCUUGCGAGACCGAACAGCAGUCCGUAGUGUGUGUGUUGAGGGAAGACGGUUCGGCGGGGUGGUCCAGGGAUUCCCCUCUCUGCUCCGAUCCCCCCGCGUCGCACGACUGGUGCCAGGAGAAUAACGGCGGCUGCGAGCAUUUCUGCAGGCAAGCCGGCGAGCACUCGUACUGCGAGUGCGCCGAAGGCUAUCGACUCGGAGACGAUGGUCAAAGCUGCGUACUUUCCGACGCUUGCCAAGAGGCCAACUGCCAGGUUGAGUGUGUGCCUCUAUCGGAGGGCUACCGUUGCGCCUGCCCCGACGGUUACAUGCUGGCUCCGGAUGAACACGGCUGUCUGGACGUGGACGAGUGCCUCCAGAGUCCCUGCGAGCACGGUUGCGUCAACUCUCCCGGGAGCUUUGAAUGUCGCUGUCAGGAGGGCUACCUCCUCAACGACGAGGGGAUCUGCGAGGAUCUGGACGAAUGUCAAAGUAAUCCGUGCGAACACUCCUGUGAGAACACGGAGGGCUCCUUCCUUUGCCACUGCCAUUACGGGUUCUCGCCGCAGCCCGAGGACCGCAGUCGGUGCCAAGACACGGACGAGUGCCAGAUACCAGGAACCUGCGAGCACAUGUGUUUCAACUACGAGGGCGGCUUCGAGUGCUAUUGUAUGGAAGGCUACCAACUCGUCAUGUCUGACUCGUCUUCUUGUCAGAAGAUAGGUGACCAAUCCGCCGUCACGCCGCCCUUUCCUUGGGUCACCCCGCAGCCUGGACCCCAAUGGGAUCCUAUGGACUACAAUUGGCCCCCACAGCCAGGGCAAACCGUUUGGGAACCGGAGGGGGAUCAGACGCUUGACUGGUUGACUGACCCUCCCAAAGUUUGGGGAUCUGAUGUCAUAUGGGUGACCAGCGCGCCUCAGGAGGACGUUUUACAUCCAGCGCCAGAGACGGUGACCGAGGCGGUAAACCUUGAUGGCCACGCUGACCUUCUGCCAACGACCAUCACGACCACACCUGCCCUGACGCACCCGCCCACCGUCCCCAGCACCUCGCUUUACUUGUAUGAUGAGGAUGAGGAAGAAGAGCAGGAGACCACUCCUUUCCCCUUUUCUUCUACCUCUACCCUCUCAGAGGGAGCUGGGAAUUGGUGGGCGGGGUUCUCAACGGUGCCCCAGAACCAAGGAAAUCCAGAGGAUAAAGUCACAGUGUCUGACACGCUGACUGAUUCCGGUUAUCGCAAUCCGUCGGAGAAAGAAAAACAAUCCCCGCAGGAAGAAAAGCGAGGGAAGGACGCGAACGAUGCGCCGACCACCACCGAAGAUGCGCCCGCUUGGAUCGGCCCCUCUCAGCCGCCCGCGAUCAACCACUCGGAUUCUGUCCAGGAGGGCAGGGGGCCGAGUCAGAGUAGAACCUGGCUCCUGGUGGGCCUCUUGGUGCCCAUCUGUAUCUUUGUCGUGUUAAUGGUCGUUCUGGGGAUCAUCUACUGCACCCGCUGCGCGGUACGGCCUCGGAGCAAGACCGGCACAGACUGCUACCACUGGAUCUCUGGUGCUCAUGAUAAACAGGGGGCGGCCGGCCCUUCGUCAGGGGUCAAGGGUCAUGUCUAAUUAGAGCGCAGCCACGUUGGCUUGACCUAAAAAAUGUUUUUUUUUUUUUAAACGCAACGUGAAAAGGCACGCUGGAAUAAGUGAGAAUUGCGCCAUCGUAUCCGUUGAUGUAGCAGAUGAGAGACACUGAAAACGUUUUCUUUUUGUGUCGUUGCUUCGCUUGUAUGUUGCAAACACUGAUCAUUAGACCCCCCCCCCAACCCCCGCCCUCCCAAGUUCUCAACUGAAGAGAACUGUCAACUCCAUGAAUGAUUGAUGACAUCGAGGUACGGUUUUUUCACAAGUGCAGUAAACGGGGAAUUGUCAUGAUCAGUUCUUUGGUUUGGAGCCAAAAGUUCCAUCGGUUGUGGAUUAUUUUAUCCUCGACAAGACCGGCCACGAAAGUGGCAUGAAAUGCAAAGGAAUGUAUAGAAUGUUUAUUUUAUGAGCAAUUUUUCUUCCUUUUGUGAUUUGCCUUUAAAAAAAAAAAGUUUUGCGGUGCAGAUGUCUGAAGGGUGUUUCUUUAUUUUAACCUUGACUUAGGCAGUCAGCCCCAGAGUCAUCCUAAAUUCAUCAAGACCCGCCCCUCCCGUCCACCUCCAUCUCAUUGAGCCUGGAAUGUGUUCCGACCACGUUGAAUCACAUCCAGCUGUUUGAAACGAAAGACAAUCAACAAAGGCUCUCACAACAAGACACGUACAAACAAAUGCGUUGACAUUUGCAACAAACUUUUUUUCCCCCCCGAGGACUCCAGGAAUGGUUUCACUUUUUCACGUUGACAAAUAACGUUGUGAUCGCUUACUGUGAACGGGGGUAAAAAAAUGUCCUUUUGAUUUUAUUUCCACCGCCAUAAAGGCCAUGUGCGUGCGUGACUGUUUGAUAUUGUCAUUAAACAAGUCGAACUUUUA